Prorocentrum cordatum is the source of this 2988-nucleotide messenger RNA. The record is from the annotation of a GenBank genome assembly. Lineage: Eukaryota; Dinophyceae; Prorocentrales; Prorocentraceae.
ACUACCGCGACCUCGGCGACUGCGAGUUCCAGUACGACGCGGUUUACGGCCUCGGACGUUUCGAGCUCUACCAUGUCCUCAACCAUUGCGAGUUCCAGCACGACGCGGUCCACCACCUCGAAGACCUCGAGCAGUACUAAAUCCUCGACGACUGCGAGUCCCAGCAGGCCGCGGUCUUCGACCUCGAAGACUUCGAGCACUACCGCGACCUCGGCGACUGCGAUUCCAGUACGACGCGGUUUACGGCCUCGGACGUUUCGAGCUCUACCGUGUCCUCAACAAUUGCGAGUUCCAGCACGACGCGGUCCACGACCUCGAAGACUUCGAGCACUACCGCGACCUCGGCGACUGCCAGUUCCAGCACGACGCGGUCCACCACCUCGAAGACCUCGAGCAGUACUAAAUCCUCGACGACUGCGAGUUCUGCCACAACGGGGUCCUCGCCGACACUGCCAGCGCCUACGCCAGCGCCCACGCCAUUGUCUACGCUGGCGCCAACGCCAGCGCCUACACUAGCACCGACGCUGGCCUCAACGCUGGCACCAACGCCGUCACCAACUCCAGCGCCUACACAAGCACCGACGUCAGCUCCAACGCCAGCGCUCAGCUCGACCUCUUUGUCUUCAUCAUCCGUGACUUCCACCUUUCAUACUACCACAUCGCCGACCACGGCCUCUACGUCUUCCACUCUUGUGACCACGACGACACAGACCCUCACGAGUACAACUCCUACGUCAACCACUGAAUCCACCCCUACGGAGCCUGUUGGGUUCUGCACUACUUGCGGCCUGCACCCGCUGCAGAAUUGCGAAUUUCUCGGUGCGGGAGAGACGUGCGUCGGCAUCCCUAUGGAGACGCAGUGCGUCAGCCAGGAUUUCCCCGUGCUCACGUGCCCUAGCGGAACGAGUCAAGAACAGGCGCCGGAGUUGUCGUCGGGCAGCUACCCCGAGGUGUUGUGCAGAGUGUGCGGCACUCCAGUCCUCACUGUCGACUCGGCCCCCCAGGCCUUUGUGUACACGGGCAAGCUCACGUUUGGCCAGAACCAGCUCAGAGGAUCAGUGACCGAGUCGAUGGUGAUCGGGUACGAGCUGUACUGGACGUACGGAGAUGGCGCGAAGGCAGAUCUCAUUGCCUACGUGAACGUGGACGCCUAUGCCCCCACAACCACCGACGGUUGCUGCGUCGAGGACCAUUACACCGUAGAGCUGAAUAGCGUCGACAUCCGCGGGACCCACGUUAUGAUUGUUCUGGUUGUGGAGGGUCUGGCAAAUACAAGUGUAAGCAGUUAUUCGUUGCCCCAAGGGGUCGAGGUGGGUCUGCUGUCUUUGGACGAUGACAGCGAAUGCCCGCCGAUGGCCGCGUACCUCUACCCUGCGGAUCCCAUCGGUGAGUGCACUGCUACAGUCAAGUCUACCGCCAUUGCGACUUCGACGGCCACUGCCGACACCUCGGCUGCCGACGCCUCGACCAGCACUUCGCCAACGAGUACUUCGGUGAGUACAACUACCAACAACUCGGCGUCCUCCGUCACUGGGUCGUCCACGACUGAGCCAGCAGCGACGAUAACAUUGACAAUUGCUACGAUCCUCAUUCACACGAUUACGACCACUGGCGGAAGCGGCGCUGCCACGUCGAUCGCUCGCGCCGCUGCCGCUGCCGCAACGACCACUACCAAAACCACCACUCUCACGUCGACCACUGCCACGUCGACUUUUGGCGGAACUACCACCACUCUCACGUCGACCACUGCCACAUCGACCACUGGCGGAGCCACCACUACUCUCACGUCGACCACUCCCACAUCGACCACUGGCGGAACUGAAGCUGCCAGGUCGAUCACCCUUACCAGCACCACUGCCACGUCGACGGCUGCUGACUCGCCCGCCACAGUCAUGGGGUGCGAUGUAUGUGCCAUGACCUUCUUCACUGGUUGCACUUUCGCUGCCAGCGACGUCCCUGGAAAGAUCAUGCCUGGGGUACCUUGCACGCAGACCUUCGACCCGAUGGCGACAGACAUGUCCGACAAGUUCUACGUGGAGGCCAGCCCGUGCGUCGAGUACGCGGGCAGCCUGUCGAUGACAUGCCCGGCCGGCAACAGUGUGGCCGACCGCGCCGCGGUGUGGGAGACCGUGGACGGCAACCCGCAGUGGUACAGCCUGCAUCAGGCGCUCCCGCAAGUUGUUUGCCAGGUCUGCGACAUGGUCCUCGGCAUGGACACAGACAUGGCGGAGAACUCUGUGACAUUUGAGCUCACGUUUGGCCCGAACAUGAUCCAUGGCGAGAUCAAUCAGAUUGACGUCCAGGGGUACGAGGUGUAUUGGGUCGGCGCGGAUGGCGUCAUCAUCGACAGCACGCCCACGGGGAUCGCCUUGAAGCCGAGCGACGAUUCGGAGAACGUGAAAGCCAGUUGUGGCUGCGAUGCCUCCAAGUACUCCAUUUCGUUCGUGAGCGUGCCAGUUCCAACUGGCGCGGAGGGCCUUAUGGUGGCGCCGGUGGACAGUAACGGCUACACCAUGCCCGUGGGCCGAGUGGCCAGUGUUUCUGACACGUUCGCGAGGAGCACUGUCACAACAGUUUCGCAAGCCACAGCCGUUGUCACGGCGGUCACCACUUCUGGUACCACAGCCACAGCCAUCGCCGGUCCCACGGCGACGACAACGACUGUCCCGACGGUGACGGUGACCACCACCGUAUUGGCAUUGCCGCCAACAGUGAAUUCGCAGGCUCCGGGCUCCGCGCAGCUGUCGGUGGCCGCGGUGGCCUUCCUGGUCGCCGCGGGCACCUCUUCUGCCCAGGCGUGACGGCUGCUCAAAGUCGCGCGGCAGCCACCGGUUCCACAUUUCAAUCCCCUGGGUUUCCUCAGAGCGUGAAUUACCUACCCCGCUUUCGCUUCCAGGCAGAACCAAGUCGUACCUUGCGCCUCCUCGUCAAGCGGCCUGACCAGCACAGGCCGUGGUUUGGCAUCGUUUGGUAUCUCUUGGAAACGAG